UGUGGAUUUGGCAACAAUGGAACAAAAGCGACUAAAGAUUAGAAAUGAAUGAAAAGCUCUAUCAAAGUUUUGAAAGUAAAAAUAUACUAAGUAUUUAAGACAUUAUAUUUUAAGAAUUUCAUUAAAAUUCCGAAGAGUAUCGAAAUGGAUGAAAAACUGGCUUCAACUUCAAACGAAAGCAAGAAAGAAAUGCUGCAAAGAUCUCCUUUUACUGUUGUUUGUCCAUCGGCUCCUCAAGUGGACGCAACGUCAAACAAGGUUGUGUUGACGGAAGAAGAAGUUAGACAAGCAUGUUAUGCUUAUGCCAAUGAAAAUUGCAGUUAUGGGACAAGAUUCAUACGAAAUGCUAUUCUGACAGAUCUACAGAAUGAUUGCGCGUAUCAUUACAAAUUGGAGACACUAGGUGAAAAAAGAGAAAUAACCUACAAAAAAUCUAUAUACAAAGAAGGAACUACCAUCAUUCCUGAAAGUAUAGAUAUUGAUGAUCCUUGGGAGUUUCCAGUGAGUCCAGAUUUUGCGGAACUUCAUCUCACUAAGCCGGGAACGGUAUUUGUAAGAGAUUGUGAAAGUUGUUUGGGUAAAAAACUUAGACGCUGUUUCUAUUGCUGGGGAUCUGGCUACGAACCCUGCUCUUCAUGUAAAGGCACUGGCAAUGAGAGUAGUUAUGCAUUAUGUGGAGGAUGCGAUGGAACAGGAAAAAGAUGGUGUUUGAAAUGCGGAUUAGGCAGAGGUACAUUUGAAUGUAAAACCUGUAAAGGCAAUGGCAAAAUGAAGUAUGAAAAGCAGUUAAUAAUAUCGAGAAAAAUUCACGCAGAAGAUUUCGUAUCAAAUUCUUCAAAUUUGCCUUCAGAUUUGAUCCCCGAUGCUAUUGGUCAGGAGCUAUUUAGUGAAAGUGCAAGCAGGGUUGAUCCUGUCCAUUUGUCUCUGAACAGCGAAGUGAAUGAAGCCUCUACAGCUUUAAUCGCAAAACACAGACAAUCAUUCACAGAUGAAAGAAUUAUAGCUCAGCGGCACAGUCUUCGAGCAAUUCCUUACACAAAAAUCUCUUACACUUGGAACAAUAAGAACGGAGAAUUCUACAUCUAUGGCUUGCAAAAGACCGUGUACUUCAAAGAUUAUCCUGAGCGUUGUUUCUGUGCUUGUAGUUGAUAGAUUGCAAUAUUUCAUUUCUUGAGUGCAGCUAUAUUUUCAAUGACGAGUUAAUAAAUUUCAA
Argiope bruennichi is the source of this 1213-nucleotide messenger RNA. RefSeq names its product protein SSUH2 homolog. Lineage: Eukaryota; Metazoa; Arthropoda; Arachnida; Araneae; Araneidae. The coding region runs from base 145 to 1149 and encodes 334 amino acids. The transcript is spliced from 11 exons. The record is from RefSeq and is a predicted model, not a curated record.